AUGGGUGGCAAGUUAUUACUGUUACUCCUCAUCGGAGUAGUUCUCCUAAAUACUGCUGAUGCGGCCAGACGACGUUCGAAAAAGGAGGAGAGUGUUGAAGAAGAGAGUUGCGACGAGGACGACGAAGACGAAGACGUAGGCACUCAGAGGCAGCCGAACGUCGGAGCUUCAAGACCGAAACCGAACGCUCGCAAGUCGCAGAUUCAAAACGACGAAGGAGAUGGUGUGGAGGACCCGACCGACGAGGACUACCUCAAGUACGAAGACACCAACCAAGAGGGACUCUGUAUUUUGGGUAUGACUAACCGAUGUGUUCAUAGUAAUCGAGGCUUUCAGAGCGGGGAAAAUGUCCUCAAGGAGACUGGCGGAUGUUCAAGAGAAAGAAUGAAACGGUGUGCCUUCAAGUGAUCGGAUCACCCGCCAAAAUCGACAGAAUCACUGCUGGAAGAGUGUGCCGCACGCAUGCGAACGCCCGUUUGAUGAGCAUCGACAACUUGCAAGAAAGAGAAUGGCUUCACAGUUGGUUCUUCUUUCACUUGCUCACAAACUUUCUGUUUUUGUUUUUCAGCGCUCGGCUUGGUCUCCAACGGCUCAUUCGGUCAGCUGCUGAUUGCCGGAUACCGUAACCGACAGUGUCAAAUGCAGCCAUGGGAUUGCAAAGACAGAAUGAAGGUUGAAUGGAUCAUGUUUAGGUGACCCAUCACUUUUCCAGAUCUUUGUUCCUGCCGACGGAACUGCAAAUCACGAAUACCUCCACUCGAGAUGGGUCGCCGGACCUCAGAAUCGAUACACCUACGCGUUAGUUCUGUGUUCCACUCCAUUUUGAAUCGUUCAUACUCUUCAGAGAGCUCGACGACUGUCUCGUCAUCCACACCGUCUACCAACCGGGCGACAACCUCAACGCUAUCCAGGACUGGACUUGCCACGAUUGGCACAACACCUUCCUCUGUGGUAUUACGGUUAUGUGA
Caenorhabditis sp. 36 PRJEB53466 is the source of this 968-nucleotide messenger RNA. Lineage: Eukaryota; Metazoa; Nematoda; Chromadorea; Rhabditida; Rhabditidae. The record is from the annotation of a GenBank genome assembly.